Molecule: messenger RNA, 5441 nt
Organism: Acromyrmex echinatior (Panamanian leafcutter ant)
Lineage: Eukaryota; Metazoa; Arthropoda; Insecta; Hymenoptera; Formicidae
Gene: lgs
Product: BCL9 domain-containing protein legless
Source: RefSeq, a predicted model, not a curated record
UCACAGCAGCAGCAGCAACAGCCGAAAAGGUGCGUGCCGUGCCGUGCAGACCGUGCUCGCGACUCGGUGACACUUGCGACAAACUUUCUCCCACGCGGACAAGUGUUACGGGACUAUCGUCGCGCGCUCCGGCCCAGCUUCCAGCCGGUUCGCCCUAACGUAAUCGGCCGUCCCGGCCAAACUUUUUCAGUUUUCACUUAUCCAGGUGGCGAGGCUUCCCCGUAGUAUCCUCUUUUAUUCGCACAACGGACACAUAAUACAUUCUCGCGCGAUAAACUGCGAUAAACUCGGAUCCUGUCGUCUCUAUGACGGAUCUCAUCGUGUUAUCCUAUGGGAAGUGACCACAUGGCGAUGCUUCGUGCCACGAACAGUUUCGUAGGUGCCGUCUGGUGAGUGUGCGUGAUCUACGGUCGACCGGACAACGUGCAUCUCGACGUUAACCUAUCCUUUCUCUCCUCUUGCCUGCCCUUUCUCUCUUUAUUUGCUCACGCGAUAAUCGAACAUCGAGGACGCGAACCUAGUGCUAGUGGCCAUGCGUCUUUUUCCGCUGUUCAACCACAACAGCAAGGUUUGACACGCUCGCUCGUUUGCGUAUGCGGCAAGCUCCAGCCAUGAAAACCGAAAAGAAGCCCAACGAGCCCAGCUGUUGUCCUCCUACCACCGUUGUCAAGGAUGAGCCUGACGCCGACCCUGUUAAAAUCAAGGAAGAAGGCACAGGUGGAACGGACGAUGCGACUGGAGAGGAUACUUCCGAGUGUCCAAGAGACCCUUGCUUGGAUCCAUCUAAUGGUGAAGGUACAAUGUCUGGGGAGAAUCAGAAUGCUAACGGGAAUCAGCCCAUCCUGAAUUCGGUCAAGCAAGAGGGCGACCCUAACAAUCCCACUGACAAUUUACCUGAUUAUAGUGGAAAUGUUAUUACAGCGGACAGCAUUCAACCACUUGUUAGUAAUGUCGUGGGAAAACAGAUGGGAACUAGUACGAGCAGCGGGGAGACUCAAUAUAUGCAACAGUCGAGUCAAGUUUUUGUAUUUUCUACGGCAUUAGCGAAUAAAGCUGCAGAGACGGUAUUAAGAGGCGAAUAUGAUUCAAUCAUCGCUUAUCAUUGUGCACAACCAGGCACUAAAAAAUAUUUGGAGAAACAUCCAAAUAAAGUAAAUCAAUUUCGACAAAAUCCUGCUCAAUGGUUAAAUAAUCUUGCUAUGAUGAAACAGAAAGGCCAUCAGGGAAAUGCGAAUAAUACUUUCCCGACUGAACAACCCCCGGAUUUACCAGCACUAGAUCCAAAUGCUCCACAAUUUUGGAACGAACAACCUAACUUGCGAAACAUAAAUGGUGGAAACUCUCUCGGUAAUUCUGAACCAUCAUUGGAUGAUGGAAACAUAGACGUGCCUUGUCUUGUGCCGAAUUCACCUGGUAAUUCAGCCAAUCCUCAACCCGCUAAUAACGCUACCAUGGGCCACAGUCCGAAUUUAUUAGGUGGCACAACGAGUCCAGGUCCAGGAGGUUUACAACCAUCUCUCCAAGGUGUCAAAGUUCCAGAUGAAAAUUUGACGCCGAAACAAAGGCAGCACAGAGAAGUUCAACUGGCGACCUUACGGAAAAUGCAAAUGAUAUUAUUUCCCGGUCACAAGGAGGAUCAAGCUGGCAAUGCUUUAACAGAUGCGGCUCAAGGAACGACGUGUCCUCCCACGAAUGUUCCUCCUGUAGGUGUUCCAAAUCAAUGUUCUCCAUCUAUGGAUUGGCAUAAAUUGCAGCAUCAAUUUCUUGAUGGAAAAAAUAAGGCAACUGUAGGUAAUCCUGGUGCAGUACCAUUGCGCGGUACCAAUAUGGUCGGAGUACCGCGAAGUCAAGGCCCGCCACCACCGUAUCAUCAAACAACUCGAUCCGCCAGUGUUCCAAUUGCAAUUCAAAGUCCGAAUCCAUCGUCACCCAACAAUCCGACCAGCAACCUGUCGUUACCAUCACCGCGCGCAAGUUCCGCUCUGAAUUCACCUGCGGACUGCAACAGACAGUUCCAACUUGGUAAUCAGAGGACCAGCCACCUGCCAGGACAAAGCCCGACAAGCCAGGACUCCCCAAACCCGACGGUUGCCACGGCAGCCACAGCAGCUGUUUCAACGACGCGAUUGAAUCACAGCAAUCCAGGAACACCAGUGUCUCAUUCCCAUAUUGCUGCUCUUAGUCCUAGUGGUACUACUGCUCAAAAGGAUACUUCCCUCGAUUUUCCUACCAAUCAACAACCAAACGUGGACGGUAUGUUUUGCCGAACACUACAAUCUUUAGCUCAACAAAAGCAGCAACAUGCUGGAAACGUUAAUGCAUCGGCCGUGAAAGAAGCAAAUCUAAUGCCAGUACCGAGUCCUCAUCAACUUCAAUACCUUAGCACGUUCGAAGGGCAGGAACUGACCAUUCAGAAACAACCUAACACGAGUCUAAAAGAUGGCAAUUCAUCUACGAAUACCGGCAGUUCUUCAGAGAUGCCCAACAGAAUCUUGCCAGGAAGUCUAGAUAGUAACAGUCAAUUUCCUACUAGAUCAGAGGGCGCGAGUCCUGUACAAAUGGAUAGCAUGAGCCGAGGCUUCACGGGUUCUCUGCAUAGUCCUCACACACCGCACACACCGCACACGCCGGGUAGCGCCGCGCCACAUACUCCAGCGGAUCCUGGGAAACCGUGCAACAAAUCCAGUGCAAGCGCACAAAGUAGUCCGACGCCGCACAACACCAGCAUGCCCGACAGUAUGGGUCCACCGCGAACAGUACCGGCAUCGCCUACCAUGAAACCCGAUACAUCUCCACCGUCCGUAAAAGAUGUUCAGCAGCAGCAACAGCAAACGCAAUCGCAACAGCAAUCGCAGCAACAACAGCAGCAGCCUCCACAACAACAGCCUACGGUAGUAAAUCCGAACAAUUCUGGGAAUACGACGGUAGUGCCAUCGUUGAGUGGCGGUCCCGCCGGUGCUUCUUUCCCCUGUGGCAGGCCGUCCAUAAACGUGAGUCAACCAUCUGACAACGUGCCUCUCAAUCCUAACAACAUUGGCGGUCGACUUGGUUUGAACACCAUGGGUACGAAUUUUGAUCCGAUAACGUCCUUGGCGCAAAUGAGCCAACAGCUCACGAAUACAGCGGCUAGCAAUUCGCUGGGCAACGAGCCCAUGCAUUCCGGUAACGCUGUUGGCAUGAUGCCGUUUGGCAAUCCACAUGCCGGCAUGCACAUGAUGCAGAUGGGUGGUGAAAUGAAUGGAAGCUGUCAUAUGGGUGCAGCCAGUGGUGAACCUGGCAAUGAGGUCGGUGGCAUGUGCAUGGGUCUUGCGGGUCCUCCAACAAGUUAUAGCCCUACUACUUCGCAUACGGGCAGCCCCGGGGUUCCCAGCAAGAUGGGGCAUCCUGCUAUAAUGAGUGCUCAUGGGAUGAUGGGAGGCCACUCUGGUGUCGGAGCAGCCGGCGCUGCUUAUCCUGGCGGUGACCCAGGACACGCGCCACCGCCAAGAUUAAUAACCGGCCACGGAGUCGCAGGGCCCAGUCCUUACAACGGCGCAAAUGUUCAAGUAAAGCCGAAUGCACCCAAUACCAUACAAUACUUGCCGGCCAGGCCAAACGUUGGUCAUGCACCUCGGGGUCCACCCAGUUUGGAUUUCCUUCCGCGAUUUACCAAUCCACUGUCCAAUCUAGAGUCAAAAAUGGGAGGGACGCCCUCUGUAAACCUUCAGUACUUCCCGAACGGUUGUAUACCGAACAACAUGGGGGGUCCGCAUGGCGGUAUGCCGUCCAAUAUGAAUGCCGCCGGGAUUCCUGGUAUGGGUGCCUCACCCAGAAUGGAUGGACAGUCCAUGAACACCUCCGGCACCAUGCAUCCGUCAAUGAGACCGGUCGGCAACAUGCGACCGCAACCCAACUUGAUGCGGAUGCAACAUAUGGUAGGUGGCGGCGUCUUCCCAGGCGGCUCUAUGGAUUCCGACAAAGUCUUCCCGCCCGAUAUGGUAUCGCAAAAUCUAUCGAAUCAACCGAAUCCAGGCAUGUACGGCGUAUCCGGCAAUAAGGCCAGUCCGAUGGGAUUGGGGCCACCGCCCGAUGCUACUCAGCCUCUACCGCCGAGCAUGGGCGGCGCAACCAGCAAUUUCAAAACUGGUCCAUUCGUCGGAAGCGGACCCAGCAUGUCUGACCCAAAUUAUGCUCAACAGUUUCACAACUUCCAACAACAGCUUUAUGCCACUGGUACUAGAGGCAGCGGGCCGCCGCAUCCUAAUUUGCAUCCACCGCCGAACUCGCACUCGCAUCAACAAUUUUUCAUGCCGAAGUGAACGCUGCCCGGUAUUGAUCCAUAUCGUAAUGAUAACGAUGACGAGAACGAGAAUGACGGGAACAAGGACGAUUUUUAUGGUGGCCUUUCAUCCCUCUUUUUCUCUCUUUCUCAAUAUCUCUUUUGCUCUCUUUCUAUCUAUCCAUCUAUCUUUAUCUCUUUCGUCUAUCAGGGAUGUUUCUAUUAAUCACGCAAGAUAUAGUUCUGGAAGUGUAAACUGUGCUAGCGAUGUUACGAAGGACAGAAAGGAAUAUGAAUAUCGAUGAGCAUCGCUGAACAUCUUCAAAGAUAAUCCUUACGACUGAUGUGCGACGAAAAUUUUAGUUGAUUUUUUAUUUGUGUAUAACGUUUACGUAUGUAUUAAGCGAGAUUUUUUAUUUUUUUUUCUUUUUAAUUUCUGGACCACGGCAUAUGUCGUGUUUCCAAAUCUGUUGUCUCUUGGAAGUGUCGUUUCGAACCGAAAUCUUCCGGAACUAUUUGUAAAUCGUAAAUGUUAACGAAGACGGAUGAAUAUUAUCCUUCGCGUUCGUGUAAAUACUGAUGUACAAUCUGGUUUUUUCUUUUUUUUGUAAGAGUCGUUACUUCAGAUCGAGAAUCAUAUUGCUAGAUUAAGAAAUACGUUAUUACCGCUCGAGUGUAAAAAAAUAAGAGAGGAAGAAAAUAAGUGAAAUCUCUCCUUUUUUUGCUCUUUGUUCAUACUGGUUACUCGAGAUAAAGUAAUCAUAUACAAAAGUGCAUGGUACGAUGAGCAAGAGGAUUUUGGUACGCCAGUGCCGUAAUUCAUCCUUCCUUUAUCACUAAAAUACUUAAACACAGUCAAACAAGCUCAAAUUUAUUAUUGUACAUAUAUACCAUAUACAUAUUAUACAUAUUAUAUAUAUUAUAUAUAUAUAUAUAUACCUGUUGCAACAUAAUCCUUCAAUAUCCCCAAUACUCCUUCAUCGAUCCUCCCCCUCCCCCCCUACGACCAACUCUGUGCAUAAUCAUGACUUCUUCCCCUCCCCUCCCCUACCCGUAGUUUACAAUAUAAGGAAAGAAUUAAUUGAACUAAGAACAAUUAUGUUGUUGAUGAAUGAUUUUUAUUAUAAAUGAAAAAUAAAGAUAUUUACAAGAAGUCAGUACGAUAUUUGAUCGUUUUGCGAUU